Molecule: messenger RNA, 1169 nt
Organism: Neolamprologus brichardi
Lineage: Eukaryota; Metazoa; Chordata; Actinopteri; Cichliformes; Cichlidae
Source: RefSeq, a predicted model, not a curated record
UGUCUCAGUUCUGCUUUCUCACUUUCAGCUCCAGCAGCGUCCGCAGCUUCUCCCGAGUUUCCUUCCUCUUUGAGCCUCUGCUCCGUGCGUAAGUCAGGAUGAGCGACGAGGGACCGAUGGGCCCGUUGCAGGCCAAGAUGCUGAAGGCGAAGGAGAUGAGCGAGGAGGAGAAGGUGUACAGAUACAAUGGUGUGCUGUACUUGACCCUCCUGUCUCCCGAGGAGCAUUUAAAGUGUGUGGAGAAGAUGCAGGCCAGAGAGGACGACACCAUGCUGGUGGCUUACCCCAAAUGUGAUGCGAGCACCUUCAAAGCCAUGAAGGAAAACUCCAGCAGCUCCCACGGCAAUAUGGGGAAUGUCUUCUUCAGGAAAGGUGAGGUUGGAGACUGGAAGAACUAUUUCACACCAGAGCAGAGCCGAGAGAUGGACGAGGUCUUCAACAAACGUCUGGCAGGAACAAAGAUAGGAGCCAAACUUAACUAUCAAGCACACUGUCAGUAGGAGGAAGACCAAGGAAGACGCAGGAGAGCUUUUGGAAAAGGCAUCUUUAUGUGGGUUUACCUUUAAUAUUGUUAAACUUAAAUUAGUGGAUGAGGCUCAGUUCACAGCCCAAAGACCCACUGUUAAAAUCUCAAGUCAAGGGAAAACCGAUCUCAUGAUUCAAGCAUUUUAACUCCAAUAUGCAAACGUAGUUUCAACCGAAGUCUGAUUGUGUUGUGAUUAGAACCUAUCCUGCUCAUUUCCAGCUCCAUAUUUCUAUCCUUGGACUGGAGUAACUUUGCAUUAUUCACAGCACCAGUACUCAAGCUAUAUAUGCACCACCCACUUCUCAAUUUGAACAUCAGAUGGGGCUCCUGUGCCUCAGAUGACCUCUUUUUGACAUCAUACAGAUCCAAGAGUAGAAAAAACUGUCACAAACUGAGUGUUUAUAGCAGUCUGCAACCGGAGCUUUUGACUGACAAGGAUUAUUGUGUCUCAUUAUUUAAAACUCUGGUCAAGUUUAAUAUGAACAUCCAUCAUUAGACCAGGAAAUAAGGAAAACUAACUCAAACUAAAACUGCUUUUUGUUUCCUUUAAAUCACAUAAAGUAGAUAAAGUGAGAGAUGUUUGGUGCAGUCCUGAUGGAUUCAAACCAAAUGAGCACACUCGUUCGACCGGCAGCUACCUGGA